UCGAUUCUAUUUGACCUAAACUUUCUGGGUAUCGAACCACGACCGGGUGUUAUAAGAAAAUGGCCAUGGCAGCACCAUCGUCGUGGGAAGCAGGGAUUUGGCACAAGAAGAAGAGCAAUGGACGCAUUCCUCUCGGCGCCAUCGCCAGAAAGCAUGGUAAUAUCGCCAUGUCUUGCAGCUCCUUCUCGUCACUGCUGCUCUCCAGAUCCAAGGACGAUCAUCAUCCGGUGGAGCGCGAGAGAGAUCCCAAGAAGCGCGUGGUGAUCACCGGCAUGGGAUUGGUGUCCGUCUUCGGCAACGAUGUGGAUUCCUUCUACGACAAGCUCCUCCAGGGCGAGAGCGGGAUCACGCUCAUCGACCGCUUCGACGCGUCCAAGUUCCCGACGCGAUUCGGCGGCCAGAUCCGCAACUUCUCGUCCCAGGGCUACAUCGAUGGCAAGAACGACCGGCGCCUCGACGAUUGCCUGCGCUACUGCCUGGUGAGUGGGAAGAAGGCGCUAGAGAACGCGGAGCUGGAUACAAGCAAGAUCGACAAGGAGCGUGUUGGCGUCGUGGUGGGAUCGGGAAUGGGAGGUCUCUCGGUGUUCUCGGAUGCUGUCCAGGCGCUCGGUGACAAAGGCCACCGCCGCAUCACUCCCUUUUUCAUUCCCUACACCAUCACCAACAUGGGCUCGGCGCUCAUCGCCAUCGAGCUGGGAUUCAUGGGGCCGAAUUACUCCAUCUCCACAGCCUGUGCCACUUCCAACUACUGCUUCUGCGCUGCGGCCAAUCACAUUCGUCGCGGGGAGGCCGACGUUAUGCUUACCGGUGGCACCGAGGCCCCGAUCAUCCCAGUCGGGCUUGGCGGAUUCGUUGCUUGCCGGGCUCUGUCGCAGAGGAACAGCGAUCCCCAGACGGCUUCUCGGCCAUGGGACAGAGAUCGAGAUGGAUUUGUCAUUGGAGAAGGCGCCGGAAUUCUGGUGAUGGAGAGUUUGGAUCACGCCAUGAGGCGAAACGCGCCCAUUCUUGCGGAGUACUUGGGUGGCGCUGUCACUUGUGAUGCUUACCACAUGACUGAUCCUCGAGCCGAUGGAUUGGGAGUUUCAACGUGCAUUACGCGUGCACUAGAUGACGCGGGUGUACAUCCAGAAGAGGUGAAUUUUAUAAACGCUCACGCUACAUCCACUCCAGUUGGCGACAUGGCUGAGGUGAAUGCCAUUAAAAAAGUAUUCAAGGAUACGUCAGAGAUGAAGAUGAACGCUACCAAGUCGAUGAUUGGACAUUCUCUUGGAGCCUGUGGUGGCCUGGAAGCCAUUGCCACCAUCAAAGCUAUCAAGACUGGAUGGGUUCAUCCAACUAUCAACCAAUUUGUGAGUCGGAAUAGCUUGCUUGUUCACGAUCACUCACAAUCCUUUCGGCAGAAUGUUGACCCGCUAGUAACAUGUUUUGAUACGGUUCCAAACGUGAAGAAACAGCACGAGAUCAACGUUGCUAUUUCGAACUCGUUUGGCUUUGGAGGCCACAAUUCGGUGGUCGUCUUCGCACCGUUUGUUCACUAAGUAAAAAGAUCUAUUCAGUUUCCCCAGACAGCCAACACGUCUUGCUGGCGAGAGCAAGACGAUUUAAAAUAUACAGUCUAGUAUGCGAGCUGGAAAUAAUCUCUCAAGUUUUUUGCGAGUCCUUCCUGGUCGGCUUUCUCAAAUCGUCGAAACUGGGUUUGCCAUUGUAUUCCUGUGACGAAGGCUUUAAAGAAAAGAAAAAACUUUGGUUCUGGGACA
Selaginella moellendorffii is the source of this 1757-nucleotide messenger RNA. Its product is annotated as 3-oxoacyl-[acyl-carrier-protein] synthase I, chloroplastic. Gene Ontology annotation, molecular function: 3-oxoacyl-[acyl-carrier-protein] synthase activity. The transcript is spliced from 6 exons. The record is from RefSeq and is a predicted model, not a curated record. Lineage: Eukaryota; Viridiplantae; Streptophyta; Lycopodiopsida; Selaginellales; Selaginellaceae. Gene Ontology annotation, biological process: fatty acid biosynthetic process. The coding region runs from base 60 to 1538 and encodes 492 amino acids.